GACACGUCCGCGCCCGCCGCGCCGCUCCCAGCGCUGCUCCACGCAGCCGGCGGGGCGAGGCCGUGCCCGCGCCCCCCUGCCCCAGGCGGGCGUGGCGAGGAGGCGGGCGGCGGAGCGGAGCUGGCUGCGGGGAGAGCAGGCAGCCGCCGCUGGAGCGCCAGCAAACCUGGAAGAAAGACUUUGUGUUGGAGCUAACUCCUGAGCAUUUUGAGAUCAUUCAUCAUGAAGUAUGUAGUACAGGAAUGGCUCAGAGUAACUACCUUGCUAUUCAUAGCUCAAGCAGUUUCUGCAAUGGUUCUUCCCAAUGCCACGCUCUUAGAGGAACUUUUGGAAAAGUACAUGGAUGAAGAUGGUGAGUGGUGGAUCGCCAAGCAGAGAGGGAAAAGGGCUAUCACAGACAGUGAUAUGCAAAGUAUCUUGGAUCUUCAUAAUAAAUUACGGGGUCAGGUGUAUCCACCAGCUUCCAAUAUGGAAUAUAUGACAUGGGACACAGAACUGGAGAGAUCUGCAGAGUCAUGGGCUGAAACCUGUCUGUGGGAGCAUGGACCAGCAAGCCUUCUUCCAUCAAUUGGACAAAAUCUGGGGGCACAUUGGGGAAGGUACAGACCUCCAACAUUUCAUGUCCAAGCAUGGUAUGAUGAAGUGAGAGAUUUCACAUAUCCCCAUCCUCAUGAAUGCAAUCCAUAUUGUCCAUAUAGAUGCUCUGGUCCUGUUUGUACACAUUACACACAGGUUGUUUGGGCUACGAGUAGCAGAAUCGGUUGUGCAAUUAAUUUGUGUCAUAACAUGAACAUCUGGGGGCAGAUUUGGCCAAAAGCAGUUUAUCUUGUAUGCAAUUAUUCUCCUAAGGGUAACUGGUGGGGUCAUGCUCCCUAUAAACCCGGCCGCCCCUGUUCUGCAUGUCCCCCUAGUUUUGGAGGAGGUUGUAGAGAAAACCUUUGUUAUAGAGAGGAUUCAGAAAGACCUUAUUCCCCCCAUGAACCAGAAGAGGAAACCAAUGAGAUUGAACGUCAGCGAUCCAAAGCCCAGGAUGCAACUGUGCAAAGCCGGCCAAGAACACAUCAACCUUCAGCCUCCACAGGCACUGAUGACAGUGAGAAAAAUGAAGUGAUAAGCACGCAGCAAAUGUCUCAGAUUGUUUCAUGUGAAGUAAGGCUAAGAGAUCAGUGCAAAGGAACAACUUGCAAUAGGUAUGAAUGUCCUGCUGGCUGUUUGGAUAGCAAAGCCAAAGUUAUUGGAAGUGUACAUUAUGAAAUGCAAUCCAGUAUUUGUAAAGCUGCCAUACAUUAUGGCAUCCUAGACAAUGAAGGUGGUUGGGUCGAUGUGACUAGGCAAGGGAGGAAAAAUUACUUUAUCAAGUCUUACAGAAAUGGUGUCCAGUCAAUUGGAAAAUACCAAUCUGCCAACUCCUUCACUGUCUCUAAAGUAACAGUUCAGGCUAUCACCUGUGAAACCACAGUGGAACAACUGUGCCCAUUUCAAAAACCAGCCUCACACUGUCCAAGGGUGUAUUGUCCUCACAACUGUGUGCAGGCAAAUCCACACUACGCUCGUGUGGUUGGUACACGGAUUUAUUCUGAUAUCUCCAGUAUCUGCCGGGCAGCGGUGCACGCGGGUGUGGUCCGCAACCAGGGCGGCUACGUUGAUGUGAUGCCAGUGGACAGAAGAAAGGUCUACGUGGCUUCCUUCCAGAAUGGGAUAUAUUCAGAAAGUUUACAGAAUCCUCCAGGAAGCAAGGCUUUCAGAGUAUUUGCUGUUGUUUGAAUCUAGCAAGUAAAACAUAUAAAAGGCAAGUGAAACCAGAGCACUUGGAAAAGAUUAAUACAGGCCAUUUCUUGUGAUUCCUAAAAUUUGUAUAAAGCUGUAACAUUAUUGUACAGAAGAUGUAUACUGCUUUCCACCAAAAAAUUUAAGUUACAUAUAAAUCUUAAUGAAAAAAAUCUGUAAAAAUAAACAUGGGAGAAAAAUUAAUUUGAAAAUCUAUAAUGAUAUAUAACAUUACUUUGAAUCCUGUGUUAAAUAUUGCUAUAUUUUCUUAGCAGUUACUCCUAUACAGUUAAUUCAAAGCUCAUAAAUGUUCUUUGUUUUCUUCAUCUGAAUAUAUUAUUAUAUGGUGCUUUAUAUAUGCCACUAACAGUAACCUUAAAACUAUACCAGAGGGAGGCCUGAGUUUUUAUUUUCAAUGUGCAUAAAAGAAGACAUCCCCAUAUUUUGAUGAAAGUAAAAUAAAUACAUAUAUAACUUUUUGAUGAUUUAAAAUAGUAUUAGCCAUGAAAGCAUCAAUGAAGAGUGAGAUUGUUCUCAAUUUCACACUAAUCAUAACAAGUACAAAUACCUAUUUUGAAAUAAAUUGGGAUAAAUUCCUAUAAAAUACAGGAAGAAGCCCUGGGUCAUGCUAACAUGUUUUCCUCUAAAAAAUAUUCUUAAGGGACUGGGCCAUUCAUGUCUAUUAUUUUUAAAAUACUUAUUGGAUGCUGCUAAGCUCUUUCCUUCAAAUAGCCAUAAGUCAUUAUGGCCCAAUCCUUCACAGAUAUUCCACUGUCUUGGGAUGGGCGUGUGAAACAGACAUAUAUAACCUUGAAGGAUCUCAUAAAAUCUUUGUAAUAAGAAGUGCAGUAACCUGAAAUGAAGGAAUAAGCCUGAAGUUCUUUACAAACACAUCCUUUAUUUUUGCCAUGUGAUUCCUUCAAUUUAUGCAAAUUUUGGUUCAGAGAAAAUGUAGAAUUGGACAUGUUCAAAAAGCUUUGCAAGUUUACAGCCUUGAGCUGUGCAUGUUUUCAAUAAGCUAAACAUUAAUAUGGGAGUAAAUGUUCAAAAAAACCAAAGAAAAUGGUAACAAAGGCUAACCUUGCUCCUUGUGACCUGGCAAAUACUCCUGCAGGCCAGGAAGUAUAGUGGUAUGAAGCCCUGUGACAAUUAUGUCAUUUGUUGCUUCACAGUUUUAAAGAAUUCAUUUACGGUGAACAGCUUGAUACAUUAAUUUCACCAUAUUAUGGUAUAUGAAGAACAUGUAGUGGUGAUACUAUGUUUCUUUCUAUGAAAAGUGUAUUGGUGCUUUAAGACUGAAAAGCUGUUAACUUUUAUUUUUGGUAUAUUUUGUUUCUGUUGUUGAACUUAUGUCACUCCAACUUGUAAACUUAUUCAUAUUCUUCAUAUUUCAGAAUACUAUAUUCUGCCUUCUCUUUUGCUACAUGUACUACCUCAUGUAGUUAGGCAAGCUUUGUUAGUUUUUUUAAUCUGUUUUGAAUAAAAUUAAUUUACAAUGUAAGAA
Messenger RNA from Haemorhous mexicanus (house finch), 3271 nucleotides. RefSeq names its product cysteine rich secretory protein LCCL domain containing 1 (gene CRISPLD1). The record is from RefSeq and is a predicted model, not a curated record. Gene Ontology annotation, cellular component: extracellular region. NCBI's taxonomy places the organism in Eukaryota, Metazoa, Chordata, Aves, Passeriformes, Fringillidae. The transcript is spliced from 15 exons. The coding region runs from base 223 to 1764 and encodes 513 amino acids.